UCGCACUGGAAUGUCUACGAAGUAAGAAGAUGCAGGAUUGAAAAGGCAACAAACAUGGAUAUGACAUUUUUUUUGAAAUGUCUUAUUGGUUACUGCAUAACUAUUAUUUUUGUGGAUCACUUGACCACAGGUCAACAAGACUCAUGUUCCGAAUGUACAAGGUUCGAAAUGAGGAAGGACUUAUCUUGUCAUGUAGUGUUAAAAUUUUUAAGAACAACAGAUGUGACAACUUGCAUGCGGGAUUGCACGGACGAUUGUCAUGGAUUGUUAUUCAAUGAACUUGAAAGAAAUUGUACUUUAUGCGCAUCGGUAAAAAUUGAAACUGGAAACUCUGACAAAAAGGCGACGGCGUUUGAAAAGGUCAAGAAAAAAUGUGGUGACCAGACUCCGUCUGUAUCUACAGAAACUUCGCAAAAAUUGUGCCCUCCGUUCGAGAACAAAAAGAACGGGAAAGUGGUUGGAGAAUCUCUGCUUGAAGGUGCCACUAAGAAUUUGACCUGCCACCCCGGAUACAGUCCUCGAGACAGAAAUAACGUUGUGAGCCAAUGUAAAAAUAGCCAAUGGACGAAAAUUACGGAGUGUGCUAUAGUGUGCCCUACUUUUGAGAACAUCAACAACGGGAAAGUUGAAGGAGACACUCUGUUCGAAGGUGCAACAAGAAAUUUGACUUGCAAUCCCGGAUACAGUCCCCGAGACAGAAAUGCUGUAUUGAGUCUUUGUCAAAAUGGCCAAUGGACAAAAAUAACGGAAUGUAUUAAAGACUGCCCUCCUUUUGAGAACAACAGCAAAGGGAACGUUACUGGAGACUCUCUGUUUGAAGGUGCAACUAGAAAUUUGACUUGCAACACCGGAUACAGUCCCCGAGACGACAAUAUCGUAGUCAGUCGAUGUCAAAAUGGUCAUUGGACGAACAUAACGGAAUGUGUUAAAGACUGCCCUCCUUUUGAGAACAACAGCAAAGGGAACGUUACUGGAGACUCUCUGUUUGAAGGUGCAACUCGAAAUUUGACUUGCGACACCGGAUACAGUCCCCGAGACGACAAUAUCGUAGUCAGUCGAUGUCAAAAUGGUCAUUGGACGAACAUAUCGGAAUGUGUUAAAGCUCAUAACGUUGCCGUUGGGAAGAACUCAAAACAAACCGACACGGCUAACGGUCGCGCGGCGGCAUGUGGUAACGAUGGCAACAUGAGCACGUGCACGGAAACUACAUCCUCAGAUGCAUCUUGGGAGGUUGACUUGGGUGGAGUAUUUCAAAUAGAAAGCGUCAUCGUGCGGGGAAAUGAGGAAGGGCAGUGGAUAUCUCGUGUGCUUACCUUUUCGUCGGUGUAUAGUCCAAGCUCCUGGAGUGCUCAGCAAAUUAUCGGUGUCGCGAACGUGUUUCCCGUUUACGGUGAUGAAAUCCAAGCAUGGGCGCCCAAAGAUAUCGAUGCCAAUCAGUUCUUGGAAUUCGAGUUUCCAAAUAAGGUAAACGUCUCCAAAAUCGACAUUUACGAGACGUACCAUGCCGGCGGAGUGAAGGCUGUCAAGUGUUAUGACGUCACCGGAACGUGGAUAACGCUUUGGUCGACGGCUCAAGUAUCCGUUAUCAAGCAUUCAAGGAUUUUUAGUCCAUCUUUUACGUCUACUACUACAUGCUUCUCGAACCACAUCAGGCUUGACAUUGAUUGCUCCCAGGCUAACAGCUGGGUUGAGAUUGACGCUGUGAUGCUACAUGGCUACAAGGACGUGGAGGUUUACCUUGGCCUUUCCGAUGGUGUGUAUUCCCUCGAGGGCUUCUGCAAUUGGAUUCUUGACGGAGAUUGUGAAGUACAGGUCUCCGGUGAAAACCUGGUCCAAUUCGUUCAGGUGAAAAUGAGACCGUCGGAGGCGCCGCUCCAAUUAUGCGAGGUGCUCGUACUGGGUUUUUAAGCAGUGAGUUACGAAUGCAAAUUAUCUGAUACAUGACGCAUGUUUUUUUUGUAAAAAUGGUUCCGUAUGCAACUUUCUCUUUAUAUUUCGUUUUAACAUUGAUUUAUGUAUGCAAAACUUUAUAUUUUACGCAAUUCAAUCCAGAUUGACAGUAAAUUUCAAUUACUGUAUAGUUCUAUAUGAUUUUGCUUACUUUGUUACUAUUGACUUUGUUUCUUAGAUAUGUUUGUAGUUGUUAGCACUAUACAGACGUGUAAUGUGCUUCAAAUUUCCGAUCAGAUCGGUGAUAAAGAUGACAGUGCUAUCGAUAUAUGUGAUAUAAUUGGCAUUUCUGUUCAGAUGUUUGAUGACAUUAAUAUUGCUACUCGUAUGUUUGAUGACGUGGGUAUUGCUGUGCGUAUGUUUUAUGACGUUGAUAUUGAUGUUCGUAUGUUUGUUGACGUUGAUAUUUCUGUUCGUAUGUUUGAUGACGUUACUUUCGCUGUCAGUAUAUUUAAUGAGGAUGAUAUUGCUGUUCAGCUUUUUGAGGACCUUGAUAUUGCUGUUCGUAUGUUUCAUGACGUUAAUAUAGCUGUUCGCAUUUUUGAUGACGUUGAUAUUGCUGUUCGUAUGUUUGAUGACGUUAAUAUUGCUGUUCGUAUGUUAGAUGACCUUAAUAUUGCUGUUAGUAUGUUUGAUGACGUUUAUAUUGCUGUUCGUAUGUUUGAUGACGUUUAUAUUGCUGUUAGUAUGUUUGAUGACGUUUAUAUUGCUGUUCGUAUGUUUGAUGACGUUUAUAAUGCUGUUAGUAUUUUUGAUGAGGAUGAUAUUGUUGUUCGAUGUUUGAUGAGGUUAUUUUGUUAUUUCAUUUUAUUUCUUUUGACACCAUCUGCACAAAAAUGUUUGGUAUAAUAUGAGAAAUAUAAAACCUCACUUCAGGCCCAAUGGCAGAAUAGUGACCAGUCAUGCAGACCUAAAUAGUAUAUGGAACUCAGCCUUCGGCUUCGGUCCAUAUGCAAUUUGGGGCUUCCUGGCUGGUCACUAUUCUGCCAUAGGGCCCACAGAUAGGGUUUCUAUUUCUUAUAUAGACUGCGGAUUGCAUUAAGUGUUUGCUUGUUGUAAAACAUUAUUCCCCUUAUUAUCUUAACAUGUUAGAAAACCUUUGCCCAUAUUCACCAAUCGAUUUUUAUAGACGUUCACUUAUAAAAAAGAACGUUAAAAGACGUUUGUUUUGUACAGCUACUUAAAAGUGUUGGCUAGCAUGGUAUUGAACAUUUAUAUUUGCAACAAAAUUUGUUCAUUGUGUGAAUCACAUAAGCAUUAUUUUCAAUAUGUAUUUUCACAGUAGUAUUGUAAUUUUUCUAAGUCUAUUCUUUAUUCCUAAGUCUAAGAAUGGGUUGGUGAAUACAAGCCCAAAAGAUGUGGAUUUCAUGACAUAUGUGUAUGCCAUGAACUAUUUGAAUUGAAGUAAAACAAUAUUCCCCUUAACACUCGUAUUUUUAUGUACAAAAUGACAGUUUUUUUAAUUAACUAUUUCAUUGUGGUAUUGCCAUCUAUUAAUGUGUGUAUACGGCUUUUAUCAAGUGAUCAAUAUGAUUGAACAUGAUGUGCGGACUGAGGGCUCAAUAAACUGGAAUAACUACGACAUAAUAUGAUUUAUCUAAACAGCAUUUAAUGCGGGCGUGUGUGUGUGUGUGUGUGUGUGUGUGUGUGUGUGUGUGUAUGUGUGUGUGUGUGUGCGUGCGUGCGUGCGUGCGUGCGUGCGUGCGUGCUCGCGUGCGUGCGUGCGUGCGUGCGUGCGUGUGUGUGUGUGCGCGCGCGUGCGUGCGUGCGUGUGUGUAUAUAGGAGGACUUUCUAUGAAGUACACUGUUUUAUUAUGGUACAACAUUUAAUUUCAUUAAAUUACUCAAAUGUCUGUUUGUAGAUAUGCAGUGUGGCUUAUAUAAAAUUAUCAUUAUAGAUCGACAUGAUUUGUUAGACAUAUGUACGUGCAUUUUUGUGGAUUUGCCAUGUUCAACGAUUCGCUUUAAAAUUACAUCUCUUCCUAAACCAAUUGGUAGAUUUUAUUAAAUGUAAUAGAAAUGAUACUUAAGUUACCUUCAAAAGUUGUUCUCAUCAUUCCAAACCAUUUAAAAUAUAGGUCAUAGAGCUAAAAAGAUUGUUUUAAUUGAACAUUAAACAUACUCUCCCCUUUGAAACCGCUCGGUGCAGAGGCCUGAGGCCUAAAGUGGUCCUCUACAAUUUUGUUUUCAAAUAAUGGUCCUGCAUGUUGCCCUUAUGCGAAUUUGUUUUUCUUGUAUUGGGAAGUGCUCUGUGAAAAAAUGGUUUAAUAAAUGUGCGUAAAGUGUCGUCCCAGCUUAGUCUGUGAAGUCCGCAUAGGCUUAUCAGGGACGUCACUUUCCGCUUAAACUAGAUUCUUGCUAAGAAGAGACCUUCUUGAAACGAAAAAUAUUAUAAAAGCGGAAAGUGUCGUCCCUGAUUAGCCUGUGUGGCACAGGCUUAUCUGGGAAGACACUUUCUUACAUGAAUUAAACCCCAUUUUCACAGAGCACGGCACAUUAAUAUCCAAUGAACUUGAAACAUAUUUCACCCUGAAAUCGGAUUACCCAGGGACUUAUAUGUUUUAUGUAAGAUUGUAUAAUAGUCCUCUGCCGAGUUGUUACAAUAGAUCUAUCCCGGAAAAGCACGAGUUUAGAAAAACCCACUAAUCACCCCGGUACAAACAACGCUGGUGCAUUAAAUCAACCAAUAAUAGCUUACUUUAAAUUAUAACGGUUGAUACGGUGUGUGAUUUUGAAAGGAUUAUAAAUGGGUCAUGUUUAUUUGUACCAGCAGAUUAAUGUUUUUUUUUCUCCAAAAUGUUGCUUUUUCCGGGAUACACCUAUUCACACGCCGGUAUUUACAACUCACCAGAGCGAUUAGGUUUGUCAUCCGUCUUGUGUAUUGGGUGUUGAUUCGUUAAAAUGAAAGGACAAAGCGAUUAGCUUUGUCAUCCGUCUUGUGUAUUGUGUAUUGAUUCGUUGAAAUGAAAGGAAUUGUUCACAUGCUAAAAUCUUGCUCUUAAAUGUUGGAAUCAAAAUGAUGACAUCUGUAUCACUAAGUUGAGCGCUUAAAUAUUUACUCAAGAACAUCUUUUAAAUUUUACUCAUAAACAAAACUCUCUUAAAAAUAUACAUAACCUGUCGUGUGAGUUCUACCUUUACAUACAGUAUGAUUAUAUGAAAAACAUUACAAAGUUUUGAAACCAUUAAUGCAAUCUCUUCAAACACUCGUUUCGUCAAUAAAUAGAAGUAUCAUGAUCUCUUGUAUUAUCCUUGUUGCGUCUUUGUAUUGGUUUUGUUAUAGAAGCAAGAAAAAAUGUAAUGAGGCUAUAAAUAGAUCAGGGGGGAAAAAACUACUGCUGAUCAACAGGUAUACGUGGUGCAGGAUCAACGGGGUUAACAUAAGGUUUACACACGGGCUGAAAAGAAUGUAAACACUUUAUGUUUGCAAAUAUAUUAGGUUAUUGAAAUACUUUCGCAAAAUUCGUUAGUGCAGUUUUUGUCAAUAUCUUAAGAAUGAAGCAUGAACCAUUGAAUACGUCUGAAAUCGGUUCAAUAAAGUAAUUUUGAUGUAUUUCACGUGCCAUAAGAAAAUAUAAAAUACUGUCUUUUAUGCACCAAUUGAAAUUCUUAAGAAUGAUUUUUAAAGGGACUGCAACCAGAUUGACGAAAAACAUAAAAGUUCUAAAAUACCGUAUUUUUUUUACAAUUGUUAGUUUAUAUUGAUUAAAAUAUCACGACUGCUAUAUUACAUUAAUUGAAAGAGUUGUUUAGUUUUAAUAUUUUCAGUAUGUUCGGUAAUAAAAUUGCACUAGGAAUGUGUACCAGGUAACUACCAGUUAACUAUAUAUAGCGCAAGUAGAUUGAUCAUCAUCGCAACGUGGUAAACCCAGACAUUAAAAUUGUGAAAGCAUAGUGAAUUGUUUCUGUUAUAUAUAAUGAUCAAUCUAUUUGCGUUGUUUGUAGUGUGUAUAUCAUUAUGUCACCUAUUUUCGCGAUGUACUUUCGAUUUCACAUCGCGAAAUGUUAUUAUCGAAAGCAGUAAUUACUAUAUUAUAAAUGCAAUCGAGCUAAACUAAAUAGUUUAAACUAAACAGAAACUAUACUUUAAACAACGACCAACCAAUGAAAAACAGAUUCCCGCAACCAACUUCUACUGAAUUAUCGCUAAAACCGAUUAUAAAAAGCAAUCUAAUAUCAAACGCACAUUAGUGUUCUAUACCGAUGUAAAGUACAGUGUCCGGUUACUAGGGUAACAAGUAGUUAAUUAACAAUGCAGAGCUAGUAAACAGCGCUGUCUUUAUGACUACCAAAUUUCUGAGUAAAAUGUCUUGAUCGCAGAUUUAUAUUUUGCUUAUUUUCAUCAAUUAUCUUAUUGUAUAUUUUUAUUUUAAUGUUGUUUUAAAAACAUAUGUUUUGUAAAGAAAAUGUCCACCAUGAAAUUAAAUUCGUCGUGUUUUACGUAUACGAUAUCCCAACGACAUAUUCAUAAAAUGGUGAUUGCAAAUAUAUUUUAUAUAAAAUAUAAACUAGAUCUCAUAAUACAAUUGUGUUAUAUUUUCUAUAUUUUCAUUAAGUCUAAAAAGGAGCCUGUUGUUUUUUUUUCUAAGAUAUCUCUUUAACAACCGUAGUAUUCUAAACAGUGAAAACACACCUCGACAAUUUCUUGUAGACAAACUCUCAAUACAUGUGAAUGGCUUGUGUUUAUUUAAAAAUGCGAUUUAAAAGCGAUUACUUAAUUUUAAAAUAAUGAAUUGCGUCUAAGGUUAUGUAAUUGCGAACAACCGAAGUGCCUUCAGCGCUUUGAUUGUUCCUCUAUAUGUUAUUUGUUUAUAAUUCUACAUAUCCCAUGCUAUAACAGUCCGUGUAUAUGUUUUUGUAGCUGCUUAAUAUCCUGUUUUGACAUUUCUGAAUAUCCUAUGAAAUAUGGAGAAAAUUCCCCGUCGGUUCUCAGAAUAAAUGAGUGGAUCUUAGAAGAUGCGUUAA
Messenger RNA from Dreissena polymorpha, 6915 nucleotides. RefSeq lists its product as uncharacterized. The record is from RefSeq and is a predicted model, not a curated record. The transcript is spliced from 12 exons. Bases 55 to 1908 code for a protein of 617 amino acids. Lineage: Eukaryota; Metazoa; Mollusca; Bivalvia; Myida; Dreissenidae.